Parus major (Great Tit) is the source of this 3633-nucleotide messenger RNA. It is a transcript of the gene ASMT, whose product is annotated as acetylserotonin O-methyltransferase. Gene Ontology annotation, biological process: methylation; melatonin biosynthetic process. Bases 2154 to 3197 code for a protein of 347 amino acids. The transcript has 8 exons. The record is from RefSeq and is a predicted model, not a curated record. NCBI's taxonomy places the organism in Eukaryota, Metazoa, Chordata, Aves, Passeriformes, Paridae. Gene Ontology annotation, molecular function: acetylserotonin O-methyltransferase activity.
UGGGGCUGAAUAGCUGUUAUGUUCCCAGGAGUGGGAAAUCCUUAAGCUUGCAUGAAAUUGCACCAGUUUCUCAGCAGCAGGUAGAAUUUGCCUUUAGAAGAGAAAUAUUUUUAUUUUCAUACAACUUUCUAAUCUUUUUGGCUAACAGUAGUUAUCUUUGGCUGGUUAUUAUGUACAAUUUAGUUCUCCAUUUUCAUUGGAGGAGAGGAGAUGGUAGAAAUAGAGGGAAAUAAGUUGACUUGGUUACCCAUGCAGAUGGAGACUUAGUGAGUCUUUCUUAAACUUUCUUCUUCUACAAAGCUGUCUUUGGAAUGAAACCAAAGACCUGGAAAAGCUGUAGUGUGUUCACCAAAAGCAGAUCUAGAUUUGUCCAAAUAAGUGAACUCUGCUGACAGCUUAUUGCAUAUGCACACAGAAGUUCAGAAAUAGUAACUGAGCUCAUGUGCUCUCCUUGAGCUGAGGAUAGCAGGGGAAUAUUUCUGUUAUGAAUAUAGCUGUGUAUUUGAAACCUUCAGUGUCUUGUUAAAUGCAAGGUGCACAGUUUCACAGUCAGUCUGUCAGAGGUUUGCUGGUGCUGGGGUGUCCAGCCUGCACAUACUAAAUACACAAAAUAUUAGUAUGUAAUCUGUACUGAACACUGAAUCUGGUGUACUAACAAGACAAUAGCACUAUGUCUAUAGGCUGUGUUUGCCAGGAGGAGCAGUUCUACAUGUUUCUGCAACUUGUAAUUCCUGUAAUGUUCACACCUAGUACUCUGAUAACACAGGGAAUCAUGGUGUUAGAAUCUGAGAAUUUCUGAGUUUGCAUACGAAGGGGAAAAAGGCUGAAAACUGUUAUACCUGCUUAACUAACUUUAAUAGCUAACUCUCAAAGAAAGUAGCUAUUUCACUACUGGCUAAAAGAAGUAGAUCAUCUUCUGGUUACAAUGUAGGGAUCUGAAUGGAAAAUACAGAUCCAGAGAAGGGUUAUGCAGUAGAAUCUGAAGCAUGGAGAAAGCUGCCACUGAAAAAAUACUGGUUUGUAACAUUUUGCCUUUAGUGUAUUACCUAAAUAAGGCUUAAUUUAACAUUGUUUCCUGAAGGUUCACUAAAUGUGUGAUACAAAGUGUGACUCUUUUCCUUGCUGGGAAGGAUCUUUCCUCACCUGAGUGUUGCCACAUCUACCCCAAGGUGAGGUGGGAAAGAUGUCAGAUAGAGACAGAAAAAUGAACAGUGGGUCAGCAAGAUUUCAGGAAAGUAAUCCAGGGGUUUAAUUUUCUGAUGAAAACCUAUGAGGUAUGUCCUAUGUGAAUUUGAAAUCCAUGACCCAUCUUGCACUUUGCAGUCAUUUCAUUGUUUUUUCCCAAGGGCCUUCUGCUGCCCAUGGUUAGUUUUGCAGAGAAGGGGAGGAAGACUGUGGUAGCCAGCUGGAAAAUGUAAAAUGUAUUGUCAUCCCUCAGCACCCCACUCUGUCAAAAAAUGGCAAAGCACAAGUACAACACCCCUGCUGAGGUGCUGCUAUCAAACAGCUAUUCCUUUCUAAGCUGGUGUCAAGGUGGAUGGGGGGACCUGCAAAAUACAGAAAAGUAACAAAUGUAGUUUUAAUUCCUGGUAGACUUUACCUGAGUGAUCAUCAUCAGAGCAGAGUAGUCACAGUGAGAAAACAGAAACAGAUUCUUACAGCUUCUCUUUGUACUUGCUGCUUCUGUACUUGGGGAUGGGGGGGUGUAUGCUACUGCCAGCCCAGGGUUCCCUGGGCUGUGCCCACAGCAAGUUUCAAGUUCCAAGUAAGAUUCUGCUUUAGUUUAUGAAUUCUGGUGCAUUACAGAGUUCAGGUUCUUGGUAUUCUUCUGCACUGAUUCCUGUUUUGCUUGUUCCAAGCUUUCAAGUGCUUCUGAGGUGCUAGUGUAUUGCUGACUGAUGAACUGACAAUACAAGCUUUAAUCCACACUGCUUCUUUAGCUUUAUACUUGAUGAUGGAAGAUACAAAGAAACAGCUGAACCAGGUAAAAAGACCCAUCAAAGCCAAAUAACUCAGCUAAAAUGUUUUGUAACCAGUGUGUUUCUCGGAAGGAAUAAGAUUAUGUGGAUCAGCUGGUGUGUUUUGUGUCUGGUGAAAAGAAGCUUAUUUAAAUUAAGAGAGCCAGGAAAUCUGUCUCUCAGUCCAGAAGGAAGAUGGGUUCCACAGAAGACCUUGACUAUCCUCAAAUCAUCGUGCAAUACAGCAAUGGAUUUUUAAUCUCAAAGGUUAUGUUCACUGCCUGUGAGCUGGGGGUGUUUGAUCUUCUUCUGGAGUCAGGAAAGCCUCUGUCUUCAGAUGCCAUUGCUGCACAUCUGGGUGCCAGCACCAUGGGGAUGAAAAGACUGCUGGAUGCUUGUGUGGGAUUGAAGCUCUUGGCAGUAGAGAUGACACAAGAAGGAGCCCUCUACAGAAACACAGAAAUUUCCAACAUCUACCUUACAAAAUCAAGUACAAAGUCUCAGUAUCAUAUUAUGAUGUAUUAUUCCAACACAGUCUACUUGUGCUGGCAGUACCUGGCUGAUGCUGUCAGAGAAGGAAGAAACCAAUAUGAAAGAGCUUUUGGCAUUUCAUCUAAAGACUCUUUUGGAGCAAUGUACAGAUCAGAUGAAGAAAUGCUAAAAUUCAUGGCUGGCCAGAACUCAGUAUGGAGCAUAUGUGGCAGAGAUGUUCUUGCUGCAUUCGACCUUUCCCCUUUCACGCAGAUCUAUGACCUGGGAGGAGGUGGAGGAGCUUUGGCCCAAGAGUGUGUUUCUUUGUAUCCAAAUUCUACUGUCACAAUUUAUGACCUGCCCAAAGUUGUUCGAGUGGCCAAAGAACAAUUUGUUUCCCCCGAGGAGCGACAGAUCACUUUCCAUGAAGGAGACUUCUUUAAUAAUUCAAUACCUGAAGCUGAACUGUAUAUUUUAUCCAAGAUACUGCAUGAUUGGGAUGAUGACAAAUGCAAACAACUGCUGGCAAAAGUCUACAAAGCUUGCAAACCUGGUGGUGGAGUGCUGCUGGUAGAAUCUCUUCUGAACGAGGAUAAAAGUGGGCCUGUAGAAACCCAACUGUACUCUCUGAAUAUGUUGGUCCAGACAGAAGGGAAAGAGCGAACAGCAGCAGAGUACAGCAAGCUCCUGGAGGCAGCUGGCUUUGGAGUGAUUCAGGUCAAGAGAACUGGAAAACUCUAUGAUGCUGUUUUAGGAAGGAAAUUGUAGUAUGUGUUUUAUGUAUGUAACCAGACAGAAAAAGCUGAGAAAUGUGCUAUUCUCUUCUUAGGAUGCAAUGAUCAACUUAGCUUUUAGUUAAGGCUGCCAACUUUUUUGUAAGCAGAUACAUUGUCAGAAGACUCACUAAUAACAGAUCUUCAACAUGCAUGUAUUGCAAAUCUGGAAGCCUGGCUUGGCUUGCCUUUGGAUCUGGGAGGAAAAGAAAGAAAUCAGCACCUGUUCCACAAAAAACAAUCCACAAAAGAAAUGUGUAGUAUGUCUGCUUCAGCUUGUAUCAGUCUCUCUGAUUUUAACCCCGUAUCUGAACAAAGCAGAGCUGAAUUUGUACUUGAGUUCCUGCAAAAUAAAGCUAAUCCCUGUACUGAGCUUUCUUGCCUGCAUUUUUAUUCCUGAGAUAUUGGUAUAAUAAAAUCAGACCAAAUUA